Molecule: messenger RNA, 5138 nt
Organism: Porites lobata
Lineage: Eukaryota; Metazoa; Cnidaria; Anthozoa; Scleractinia; Poritidae
Source: the annotation of a GenBank genome assembly
GGUGACUUUUGGAAAAACACAUCUAAGGAAACUAUUUGACUGAAUACGUAUCAGAAAUCUACACUUUUGGAGCAAUUCAAGCAUCUGAAAUGGCUUCCAAUGGUAAGUUUAAUAUAAAGCGAAACCACUUUUAAAAUGACUGAAUGACAAACUUAUUUGAUUCAAUAAAUUGCAGGGCACAUGAUGAACGGCUAAACAGUUUUAAAUUUUAUGUUUUCACAGCUUUCGAGGAUUCUCUCCUCUAUUUGCCAAAGUCCACAUACCUUGCAGUUGUAGCAAUUGACUUUGGUACCACCUACAGUGGAUUCGCAUUUUCCUUUAUUAAAGAUCAAGGAAGGGAUGCUAUUUUUAUGAACAUGGACUGGGUGAAUGAACAAGGUGCCCAAACAAGCAAAACCCCGACAUGUCUGCUUCUGAAGCCCAAUCUAUCGUUCGACUCAUUUGGAUACGAAGCGAUUGAGAAGUAUGCAGGUCUUGAGGGUGAUGGCGAAGAAAAAGAGUAUCUGUUUUUUAAGCACUUUAAGAUGGCUCUGCACAAAGACGAGGUAUAAAUUAAGCAUUUUGUAACUUAUUAUUAAUAAUGUUAUUAUUAUUACUAUUAUCAUCAUUAUUAUCAUUAUCAUUAUCGUUAUCAUUAUCAUAAUUAUUGUUAUCAUUAUUAUCAGUAUUAUUGUUACUUUGUUAUUAAAAUUGUUUUUCAAUUUAAUCUGUUAAGCUUUCUUUUGCUAACUUAAAUGUUAUUAUUGUUAUUAUUAUUAUUAAUUGUAUUAAUUUUUAUAUAAUGGCGUGAGCUUGUAAAUUAGUGUUUUAGGAUCUUUUAAUAUUUUUAUUUCAUCAAAAUUUUAGUCUGUGAUAGUGGAAUGUAAAUUGACCACAUUUUAAUAAUCAAAAAAAGAUUUUUGUGUUAUUACUUAUUCUUAUAUAUUGAUAUUGAUAUUAUUAUUAUUAUUAUUAUUAUUACUCAACUAUUUUUUUAUUUGCUCGUAUCCGACGUCAUGCGACAUAAAUUAAAGAUGUGAUAAACGGGAUUUCAUGCAUGCUUAUCCCUUUCUUAGUUCCAUCUUUCUGCAACGCAUCUUUACUAAUGGCAUGUUUUACUUUAACAGCUGUUUCAUUUUGUCAAUUUCUCCACACCUGUUUACUCAUAUUUUAAAUCACGCGUUCCCUUAUUUACUUUGUAGUUCCUUAAUCGACGUCUUAUCUCCUUAGUUUCCGAGAGGCUUCGGAGAGCAGACUUUUCAAAAAAAAAAUCGGAAAAAUAAGUGGUGCCAAAUCGUGGUUUUCAUAGUAAUGUGUACUUUAAAUUACAUAACUAAAAUGUUUUGGUUAUGUGCACUUUCGGAGAUAUCCUGAAGAAUAUUAUAAUUUUCAUACCGUUUUUAAAAUUAUUGAGCAAUGUAUUUGAAUAUGAAUCCUUUAGAAAGGUAGAAUGUAUCGAUAUCAUUAUCAAUAUUAGUAUCAUUGUUAUUGUCAUUUCGUUAUCAUUAUCUUUUUUUUUGUUAUUGCAUCACACAACACUGGCGAAGAAAGGGCCAGGACAAAACAAUAAACGAUACAAUUAUAAAUAAUCUCAAUAAAAAAAGGCAAUUCAGAAAAACAGAGCUUGGGAAGGAAACGACGUUGAAACAAAAUGUUCUAUUUCAAAAUAGAAUAUUUGAAGAGCAUCAAAUUUGAAUGCAACGGUUUUCAAAAGCUCUAAAAAUAUACAGAUAUUUCAAAGGUAAGACUGCUUUUGAUGUCCUUUGAUAUUUUUUUAGACACUUGACAUCGAUACGACCAUCAAGGCAGCGAACGGUGAAACAGUAAAGGCAAAGACAGUUUUUGCCCACUCAAUCAGGUUUUUAAAGGAUGAAGCUAUCAAAGUGAUUCGCCAGCGAACCGGAGACGACAAUUACAACACUGACGAUAUUCAGUGGGUGUUAACUGUGCCUGCUAUUUGGACUCCGAAAGCCAAGCAAUUUAUGAGAGAGGCGGCUUAUGAGGUGAGCCAUGGUAUACAUAGCAAUUUCAAUUUCAUAAUGAUAAUCAUGAUAUUGAUAAUAAUAAAUUGCUGAUAAUAACAUGAUAUUGAUAAUAUAAUAAUAAUAAUAAUAAUAAUAAUAUUAUUAUGAUUAUUAUUAUUACUUGUAGUAGCAGAAGUAGAAGUAGUAGUAGUAGUAGUAGUAGCAGCAGCAGCAGUAGCAGCAGGAGCAGCAGCAGCAGCAGCAGCAGCAGUAGUAGUAGUAGUAGUAGUAGCAGUAAUAGUAGUGGUAGUAUUGUUGUUAUUACGAUAACGAUGAUGAUGGUGGUGUUGGUAUUGACAUUGAUAAUGAUAAUAUAAUAAUAAUAAUAAUAAUUUUUUUUAAAUUAAUAAUAAUACUUUAUUAAACUCUUCUCAAAUUGAAAAUAAAGUACAAAUUUAGUAUAACUAUAGUUAAAAAAAGACUUCUUGGUGGUCUGGUGGUUUUCAACAGAGCAAAUGUAAACAACUGUCUAUAAACUAAAAAAAAAGAAAAUUUCUAUGUUCAUCCCAAUGAUAAAUAUAAUAAUUAUUAAAUUUUACUAUUUACAGAUUCAAGAAUAUGAAAUAUUAAAAUAUAUACCCUAUGUACAUUCUUCUUGUGUACGAAAGAGAAUUGUCGUAAAAUGACUAUCUAAAGACUACUAAUAACAAUUAUAAAAAGCAUCAAAAGGUUAAUAAAAAAAAUAAAAACUAUUUAAAAAUAAUAAUUCAAUAAAUAAUAAUAAUAAUAAUAAUAAUGAACUUUUAGAAACUUUUUCAAUAUUGACUUUGGAAACGAAAAGUUUAAAGAUGAGCUUCAGUAUAUAUAGUAUAUAACAAUAAAUUUUACCUAUUCUUGAAAAGUGAAACAUAUUCUCUUAUUUAAAAUCCUAAUAAUGGUGCUUUUCUAUUCAAGGUAGAAAAUAAAUAAUCGAUAUUGUAAGUAUCACAAAUAAAUUAACGUUCUUUUUUUUCCCUAUAUAUUAACUGACAUUAAUUCUUUUUACAAUAACGAUAAUAGGCUGGUGUAGUUUUGGCAAAUAAUGCAGAGCAACUUAUGAUUGCCUUGGAACCAGAAGCAGCGGCUAUUUUCUGUCAAGAGAAAAACUUGAGUGACUUUUAUUCGGAAAGUGGUACCAGAUCUGUUGAUGGGAUGUUGUCAGAACCCAAUACAAACUAUAUGGUCAUAGACAUUGGAGGUGUGUAUGCUGCUAUUUUGUUUCACCCCAUUUAAAGGAGUGUAAAACACUUUUUGAUUCUGUAUUCCACACCUUAGGUUCCGGAUUCCAACUGUUAGUGGGAUCCGCAUUCCUUGAGCUGUAUUCCGGAUUCCAGAAGCGAAGAUUUCCCGGAUUCCGGAAUCCGCUUGACGGUUAAUAAGACCAUAGUUGGAACACUGAUUAGUAGACUCUGGAGUAGAUCUGCUGUUUUUUUAUUGACACUGUUAGAAUUGCCGUUUAUUUUAUUGUUUUAUGUUCUUAUGAGUGUGUGUCAAUUUUUUUUUGCCCAGGAGGCACGCUUGACGUCACCGUUCAUGAAAUUGAUGACGACGGUAACAUAAAAGAGAUUUACCAGGUGACAGGCGGUCCUUACGGGGGAAUCAAAGUGAAUGAGCAGUUUGAAAGUCUCUUGGAUGAGUUGUUUGGGGAAGAAAAGCUCAAGCAGUACCGAGAGCAGUUCCCAAGUGAUUGGUUGUCUUUGAUGAACGAAUUUGAAGGGAAAAAGCGUGGAAAACGUAUCUUGGACAGUAGCUUGAUGACAAAUAUCCGACUCCCACGCAGUUUUGUGUCAUUGGUAACUCAGUCCCGAAGUUCUGCAAUGGAGCGCUAUGGGAGCAGGGAAAUAAAGUUAAAAAACAACGAAUACCUCUCCCUCAGUUCAGGAAUGAUGAAGAAAUUGUUUACUCCUGUAGUGGAUCAAAUUAAAGAACAUGUAAAAUCAUUACAAAGGAAACCACAGCUCGCGAAAGUACAAACUAUGCUCCUUGUUGGAGGUUUCGCUGAUUCUGCAUUCUUACAAGAAGAAAUAAAAAAAGAAUUUUCAAGAAAAUGCACAGUCCUUAUUCCCCACCACGCCAACGCUGUAGUUGUCCAGGGUGCUGUGAUGUUCGGCAAAAAGCCAGCAAAGAUAACGCAAAGAGUCACGAGCACAACAUACGGUGCUGACUGCACAAGAAAUUUCAUUGAGGGAUUUCAUCCAGAGGAGAAGAAGUUUCUCGUUGAUGGUAUCGAAAAGUGCCAUGAUAUAUUCAAUCGUUUUGUAAAGGAGAAUGAAGUUGUUAAAGUUGGUGAAAGAAUAAAGAAAACGUACCAUCCACUGAGACCGAACAGAAAAACCCUAAGUUUUGGCUUCUACAUCACAAGCAACCCUAAUACUCAAUACACUACCGAUCCUGGAGUAACUAAAAUUGGAAGUCUGAAGGUCCAGUCUCCUGAUACAUGGAGAGGUAAGGACAGGGACAUCGAGGUCAGUAUGUAUUUUGGUGGAACGGAAAUUACCGCCACGGCCUGGGAUAUUUCAAGUGGUAACAGAGCGCAGACAACAUUAGACUUUUUCUGUCGAUCUUAGACACUGAAAAAAAGAACAAAUAAUUACUGUAAAACAGACUCGCGUGAACUCCUAACUGUUCCUUAAGAGCUUUUUACCUUUAUAUUCUUUAGGAGCAUUCGGUGUUUUUACAUCAAUUAAAAAGAAGAGCUUAAAGCAGCAAUCUUGGAUUUCACAUAAAGCCAAUAUACUGCUACACUUGUAUUUCGUCUUAACCUGGAUUUGUUUUACUUGUUUUGCAUUAAUUUUCCAGUAUCUCUUUACAUAGAAAAAGAAUUGAAUUAUUGUAAUUAUGAUUAACAAAGGGUGUUUAUCUUAUUCAUAUAAUUAGCAAACUGACAGUCCAACUAUAAUGUGUCUCAGGAAUGGAGGAAGAGCAACCAAAGGCUGUAGCUUUUGACUAAUAUUAUUAAUCGAGCUUUGUAAAACUAGGGAAAAGCAUUAUUAGGGAGUGGUGAAAUUGUCGUACCCCUACAGAUUUGCAUUGUAUACUUGAUAUGUACAAACCUGAGUUUUAUGUAAUGUUAACAAGUUAAGUGACUGAACAAUUGCUUUUCCCUACGGCCCUCUAACAUUGAUCGCUAUAGCAUGAGGGUCCAAGCAUUAUACA